Molecule: messenger RNA, 1344 nt
Organism: Striga hermonthica
Lineage: Eukaryota; Viridiplantae; Streptophyta; Magnoliopsida; Lamiales; Orobanchaceae
Source: the annotation of a GenBank genome assembly
AUGGAUAUUGAUCAAAGCGGCGGAGCUGAUGACGAGUCCUCCAGGCAAGUACAGGUCCGCUUCGUUACGAAGCUAAAACCACCGUACAAAGUGCCGCAAGCUUCUAUCUCCAUACCAGCCAACCUCACUCGUUUUGGCCUUUCUGCUCUCGUCAAUAAUCUCCUUCAAGCUGCAAAUGAGGAUUGGGAGUCGGAGCCAUUCGACUUUCUCAUCGAUGGAGAGCUGGUCCGAAUGUCGCUUGAGGAGUUUCUUCUUGCUAAAGGCAUUUCUGCUGAAAAAGUACUUGAAAUUGAAUAUUUUAAAGCUGUAGCUCCAAGAAAGGAAGACGAACCUUCUUUGCAUGAUGACUGGGUUAGUGCAGUUGACGGUUCCAAUGGCGGGUAUGUUUUUUUAUCAUUUUGUUUACUACAUCAUAGAAUAUGGAGAGCUGCUGGGGUAUGUACACAUGAAUUAGACGGACAUUCUGGCCCAGUUACUUCUGUUUGUAAUGUGACGCCAAAGGCUGUGAGUGGCAUUGAUCGGAUUGUUGCUUCUGCUUCUAAAGACAGGACAUUAAGAUUGUGGAAUUUUGCUGCAGAGGAAUCUCUAGAUCAACAAAAGAAGAUUAGAGCAUUUAAGAUAUUGAGGGGUCAUACGGCUGCUGUUCAGACCAUUGCAGCAGAGCCUUCUGGUGAUAUGGUAUGUUCUGGCUCGUGGGAUUGUACUGUCAACUUGUGGAAUGUAAAUGCUUCCGAAUCCAAUGGCGGUUCAGUUUCAUUGAAGAAAAGGAAAACGAAUGCAAACAAUAUAAUUUGGUCCUAUGAUCAUCAUCUCUUUGGUUUACAGGGAGAGGCCAUAACAACAUUGGUGGGGCAUACACAAGGUGUAUCUUCUGUUGUCUGGCCUGAACGUGGAACAAUUUAUUCAGCAUCGUGGGACCAUUCUAUCAGAAAGUGGGAUGCCGAGAUAGGCAAAGAUUCAUUAAGCAUAUUCUGUGGCAAGGUCAUCAGUUGUCUAGAUAUUGGAGGUGAAAGUUCGGCCCUCAUUGCAGCUGGUGGUUCUGAUCCCGUUAUCCGAAUAUGGGAUCCUCGCAAGCCAGGAACUUUGUCUCCUAUAUUCCAAUUUUCUUCUCAUAAUUCUUGGAUAUCUUCUUGCAAAUGGCACCCUAAAUCUUGGUUCCACUUGGUCUCUGCAUCAUAUGAUGGAAAAGUGAUGCUAUGGGAUCUGAGAACUGCGUGGCCACUGGCUGUGAUUGACACACACAAGGACAAGGUCUUUAGUGCUGACUGGUGGAGACACGAUACCGUUAUUAGUGGUGGUGCUGACUCGAAGCUUCGCAUUUCUUCUGGAAUAUCAGUGAUGUGA